Molecule: messenger RNA, 727 nt
Organism: Cooperia oncophora
Lineage: Eukaryota; Metazoa; Nematoda; Chromadorea; Rhabditida; Trichostrongylidae
Source: the annotation of a GenBank genome assembly
UCUACAAAAUACCACGGAGAAUUUCAGUGAGUUGUGCAGGGCUUACAAUGACGCUGUGCUAUGUGUGGACGAGCAGGAAGACUGCCUUGGCGGUGUUUUCUUUGAUACCGUUUUCGGUGGCCUUGAAACGUUCUGCAGUGAAGAGGAAACUGCAAUUGAGCCUUAUUCCGAGUGCUUGAGCAACGUGACUGAGGCAGUUGUGCUGGAUUGCAAUGACAAUUGCACGUUCACAGAAUCGAUUAUGGAACUUUCAACCUACGAAUUCAUCCGUCGCUUUGCCAGAGUUCAUAGAACUCGCAAGAUGAUGGCUGAGGAACUUGGACCAGUCUGUACAUCCCUAGGCUGUAUGGCUAGCUGUGUGGCCAGGAGGCUUAACGAGGAAUGCGAUGAACCGGCUGGAACGAUCGUUGUGGAAGCCGUCCUAAGGCCGUUCUUCAAAGGCGCAGCUAUCCUCGAUGAACUUGGAACCCGAGCCAAGACACUCGUAAAUGCACAGAUGCCCGAAGAGUGCCGAUACCUCGCCAAUACUCAGCAACUGCAGGAAAUCGCUAAGGGAGUGGAGCCGGAAGAGGGAAGUGGUGAAGAAGGAAGCGGUGAGGGCAGUGGUGAAGAAGGUGCCGAAGGCAGCGGCGAGGAAGGAAGUGGUGAAGAAGGAAGCGGUGAGGGCAGCGGUGAAGAAGAGAAACCUAAACGUCCAAUCAGAUGGCGUAGUGAGUUCAUCCGUUAG